GGGGCGCUGGCGGGAGCGGCGCCUCCCGCCCGGGGUGAGCGGCGCGCGCGGCAGCCCCGCGGCACAGAGAGCCGAGCGGGGAACGCGGGCGGGUGGCGGCGAGGAAAGGCUCGAGCGCGGACGGCCGACGGCGCGGCGCGGCUGCCAUGGACGCGCAGUGACCCUCUGUUUAGCGCGAACUUUCUCCGCUGCGCUGAGCUCCCUGGCUGGCAGUGCGUCUCCUCGGUCACCAUGAAAGACGACUUUGCAGAGGAGGAGGAGGUGCAGUCCUUCGGUUAUAAGCGGUUUGGUAUCCAGGAAGGAACGCAGUGUACCAAAUGUAAAAAUAACUGGGCACUGAAGUUUUCUAUUAUAUUAUUAUACAUUUUGUGUGCCUUGCUAACAAUCACAGUAGCCAUUUUGGGAUACAAAGUUGUAGAAAAAAUGGACAAUGUUACAGGUGGCAUGGAGACAUCUCGCCAAACCUAUGAUGACAAGCUCACAGCAGUGGAAAGCGACCUGAAAAAAUUAGGGGACCAAACUGGGAAGAAAGCUAUAAGCACCAACUCAGAACUCUCUACCUUCAGAUCAGACAUACUAGAUCUUCGCCAGCAGCUUCGUGAGAUUACAGAGAAAACCAGCAAGAACAUAGAUACGCUGGAGAAGUUACAGGCAAGUGGGGAUGCGCUGGUAGACAGGCAAAGUCAACUGAAAGAAACUUUGGAGAAUAACUCUUUCCUCAUCACCACUGUAAACAAAACCCUCCAAGCAUAUAAUGGCUAUGUCACCAACCUACAGCAAGACACCAGCGUGCUGCAGGGCAAUCUGCAGAGCCAGAUGUACUCUCAUAACGUGGUCAUUAUGAACCUCAACAACCUGAACCUCACCCAGCUGCAGCAGAGGAACCUCAUCACUAAUCUGCAGCGAUCUGUGGAUGACACAAGCCAGGCCAUCCAGCGAAUCAAGAACGACUUCCAAAAUCUGCAGCAGGUUUUCCUUCAAGCCAAGAAGGAUACUGAUUGGCUGAAGGAGAAAGUGCAGAGCUUACAGACGCUGGCUGCCAAUAACUCCGCCUUGGCCAAAGCUAACAAUGACACCCUGGAGGAUAUGAACAGCCAGCUCAGUUCAUUCACAGGUCAGAUGGACAAUAUCACCACAGCCUCACAAGCCAAUGAGCAGAACCUAAAAGACCUGCAGGAUGUACACAAGGAUGCAGAGAACAGAACAGCCAUCAAGUUCAGCCAGUUGGAGGAACGCUUCCAGCUCUUUGAGACAGAUAUUGUGAACAUCAUUAGCAACAUCAGUUAUACUGCCCACUACCUGCGGACGCUGACCAGCAAUCUGAAUGAAGUCAGGACCACUUGCACAGAUACGCUGACCAAACACACAGAUGAUCUGACCUCCUUGAAUAACACACUAGCCAACAUCCGUUUGGAUUCUGUUUCUCUCAGGAUGCAACAAGACAUGAUGAGGUCAAGGUUAGAUACUGAAGUAGCCAACUUAUCAGUAAUUAUGGAAGAAAUGAAGCUGGUAGACUCCAAGCAUGGUCAGCUCAUCAAGAAUUUCACAAUACUACAAGGUCCUCCUGGCCCCAGGGGUCCGAAAGGUGACAGAGGACAGCAGGGACCCCCUGGUCCCACUGGCAACAAAGGACAGAAAGGAGAGAAGGGGGAGCCUGGUCCCCCUGGCCCUGCCGGUGAGAGGGGACCAGUAGGGCCAGCUGGCCCCCCUGGAGAGCGUGGCGGCAAAGGCUCCAAAGGCUUGCAGGGCCCCAAAGGCUCCCGUGGAUCCCCCGGGAAGCCCGGCCCCCAAGGCCCCAGUGGAGACCCGGGCCCCCCAGGUCCUCCAGGCAAGGAUGGACUCCCUGGCCCUCAGGGCCCUCCGGGCUUCCAGGGAUUGCAGGGCACCGUGGGAGAGCCAGGGGUGCCUGGACCACGGGGGCUGCCAGGCUUGCCUGGGGUGCCAGGCAUGCCAGGCCCAAAGGGUCCCCCUGGCCCCCCAGGCCCAUCAGGGGCAGCAAUGCCUCUGGCCCUACAGAAUGAGCCAACCUCCGCACCUGAGGCCAAUGGCUGCCCACCUCACUGGAAGAACUUCACAGACAAAUGCUACUAUUUUUCGGUUGAGAAAGAAAUUUUCGAGGACGCAAAACUUUUCUGUGAAGACAAGUCUUCACAUCUCGUUUUCAUAAACACGAGAGACGAACAGCAAUGGAUAAAAAAGCAGAUGGUCGGAAGAGACAGCCACUGGAUUGGCCUCACAGACUUGGAGCACGAAAAUGAAUGGAAGUGGCUCGAUGGGACAUCUCCAGAGUACAAAAAUUGGAAAGCUGGACAGCCAGAUAACUGGGGUCAUGGCCAUGGGCCAGGAGAAGACUGUGCUGGGCUGAUUUAUGCUGGGCAGUGGAAUGACUUCCAUUGUGAAGAUAUCAAUAACUUCAUUUGCGAAAAAGACAGAGAGACAGUACCAUCAUCUGCGUUAUAAUGGACUGUGAUAUAAAAACAAGAACAAAUUUUCAGAUGGUUCUCAAAGGCAAAGGAUACUUCUUUCAUUGCAUCAUCUUUUCACCAGAUUGAAAAAAAGCACUGAAACAAAUUAGUGAAAGAAUUGAUAGCUAGUUAUCUUUACCAUCCUUCUUUACUCAAGGAUUUCAGAACUAAAAUGUUCCCACAAUAUGAUGUGUUGAUUUUCGGUAUGCAAAUUGACUGAAUCACAUAGAUUUUUCUCAGCCAGUAACUGCACAAUUAAGCAAAUCACAUCUUCCAAAGUAUGGAUUGCUCCAAUCAGAAAAAAAGACUAUCAUUGGUUGUUGAGCUUUAGAGAGAACUUAAACUAUACUGUGUAAACAGUACCUUACAUUUCUAAAAUCCCAAAUGUAAGAAAAAUAUGCAGACAUACAGAUAUAUAGGCCAACUCUUAGUAAUGAUAUGAAAUAUACUUAAAGAGCUUUUAAAACUUUGUAUUUUUGUAUAAAAUAUUUGCCUUUUUACAAUUUUUUCCUUUUCUUCCUUUUUUUUUUUUUGUCAUCUUACCAAUAUAAUACAUGGAGCCAAAGAAAACAAUAAUGGUACUAAUAAAAAAAAACUCCUAGGGUUUCUUGUCAGACUUAAUUCUACCCAUUGGCAAAGAAUUUUUUUUCAGUUGUGGUUUUAAAAAAAUAAUAUGUGUGUGUGUGUAUAUAUAUAUAUAUAUAUAUUUUUUUUUUUUUUUUUAAUGUAUCAUUUCCUCAGAGGAGUCAAUCACUUGAAAUGUCUACAGAUAUCCUUGCAGGUUUUGCCAGGGUAGGUCAAGCCUGAGCAUAUACAUGGCUCAGUCAAGUGGGCUGUGUUUUGAGCCCAUCACCAGCCAACAUUCUUACUGUGUGCCUGGCCAGGCCCAGAGAAAGUGGUCAACUCAGGAUGUACUUCUACUUCAUUUUGGUGGAGUUAGGGGUGGUGGAGAGGUAUCUGUUGGGAAAGAAUCUGGCUACCUAAAAAGUCCUGUUUUAUGGCUGAGGUAUGAAUGUGCUUUGUAUCAGACCCAUAGCAGAGCUGCUAGUGACAGUCAGGAAAGUAUGGCCUCACAUCAACCAAGGCAGAGAUGCAAGAACAAUGGGGACAGGUAUAUGCUACCUGGAGAGUUUGUGUUUUCUUAAGUCAGGUUCCAAAAAACAUAACUCCAAGGUACAUGCAUGAUGAAAUGCAAGAAUCAACUUUUGGCCACUACAUUGAACCGUUGCAAAGAACGUUUCCUCUGAGCCCGUCCACCUUCUACUCCUUGACUUGCCAUCAAAAAGUCUAACAUGAAAUGUGCUAAAACUAGGCUUUAGAUUAAAUUAAUGCUCAAAGGUAAGAUUUCAAUAGAUUCCUUCUCCUCCCCUUUCAAGGAGCUCCCCAAGCAGUGCUGCUACCUAUCCCAAAUAAAAGGGUAAAAGAAUAAAGACAGAGUUGACUUUCA
Molecule: messenger RNA, 3912 nt
Organism: Hyaena hyaena (striped hyena)
Lineage: Eukaryota; Metazoa; Chordata; Mammalia; Carnivora; Hyaenidae
Gene: COLEC12
Product: collectin subfamily member 12
Exons: 10
Coding region: 232-2460 (742 amino acids)
Molecular function (GO): signaling receptor activity
Source: RefSeq, a predicted model, not a curated record